Molecule: messenger RNA, 1215 nt
Organism: Candidozyma haemuli
Lineage: Eukaryota; Fungi; Ascomycota; Pichiomycetes; Serinales; Metschnikowiaceae
Product: alkene reductase
Exons: 1
Coding region: 1-1215 (404 amino acids)
Molecular function (GO): NADPH dehydrogenase activity; FMN binding
Source: RefSeq, a predicted model, not a curated record
AUGGCUGAAAAGGCAAAAGCCGUGGCGCUCAAGUCCACGAAACUCUUCCAAGAAAUCCAAGUUGGUGCCGUUACGCUAUCUCAAAGAGCUGUGUUUGCUCCUUCUACUCGGUUCAGAGCUCUUCCUGACCAUACGCCUUCCGACCUCCAGCUUGAGUAUUAUGACCUGAGAUCGAAGUUCCCAGGUACGUUGCUUAUCACUGAAGGUACUUUGCCAAGUUUGAGUACUGGUGUUGACGCCAGAGUGCCUGGUAUCUUUUCAGAUAAGCAGAUCAGAGAAUGGAGGAAGAUCACUGAUAAGGUCCACGAUAACGGUUCGUUUAUUGCUGUUCAGCUUUGGGGAUUGGGCCGUGGAGCUGACCCAGUGCAGAGCAAAAAGGAAGGAGUCCAGCUUCGUGGUGCCUCUGCUAUUUACCAUAGUGAAGAGCAAGAACUGGCUGCAAAGAAGGCAGAUAACGAAUUGGAGGCUUUUACUACCGAGGAAGUUGAAGAUGUCAUUGAGGACUUUGUCCAGGCUGCUAAGAACGCCAUGGAAGCUGGUUUUGACUUGAUUGAGCUUCAUGGGGCUACGGGCUACCUUAUCAACCAGUUCUUUGAAUCCUCUUCAAAUAAGCGUACCGAUAAGUACGGCGGUUCUAUUGAAAACCGGGCUCGGUUUGCGUUGGAGCUUAUUGAUCGUAUUGGGGAAGCCAUUGGGCCAGAUAGAGUGGCCAUUAGGAUCUCUCCUUGGCUUAAGUAUACGGGUAUGAAGGCUGAAGAGGAUGAUAUCCAUCCAAUUGCUACUUUUGGCUACUUCCUUGGUCAGUUGCAGAAACGUGCUGAUGCUGGUAAACAGAUUGCUUAUGUUUCGCUUAUAGAGCCUAGGAUUCCUGGAAUGCUGAGCAAUGAAGACGAUUUUGGCAGUAAUGCUUUUGCUAAGUCUGUUUGGAAAGGCGUGCUUAUCAGAAGUGGAAACUAUACUUACGAUGUUCCAGAGUUUAAGCAAGUUUUGGAAGAUAUCGAUGACGAUCGUACGUUGGUGGGUUUCUCCAGGUACUUCCUUUCGAACCCAGAUUUGAUCUAUAAGCUUCGUGAUGGCGGUGAGUUGAACCACUAUGAUAGAAAGACUUUCUACACUUCCACCAACUGGGGAUACAAUACUUGGAACCUUCGUGGAGAAGAAAAAGAGUUUGACAUGAAGGCCGAGAAGGCCAGAAGACCUGCUCCCAUUGAGUAA